ACCAGCUGGCCACCUUCCCCUCUUCCUCCCAGGGGGCACCGUGACCUUUGACGUCAGCAAUGACGCCCCCACCAUGAUGGGGGCCAGGGCCACCUUCGCCAUCGCCCUGCGCUUCCCCGGCAACCAGACGGUGCUGCCCGACGGCCGGGUGGUGUGGAGCCAGAACUGCACCGUGAACGGUACCCGGGUGAGACAGGGCGACGCCGUCUUCCCAGAGCAGCUGGACGGGGGCCCCAACGGUGUCUUCCCCGACGGGCAGCCCUUCCCCCGCAGCGCCUGGGGCAAGCGCAGCAAGUUUGUCUACGUGUGGCAGACCUGGGGUGAGAGCCGGCUCCCCUCCCGCCCCCGCUCGCGGCCAGCACCUCCAGGGCUGUCUCCGCUGCCCUGCCCACCUGCAGCAGCAGGCACAGAUGAGGCACAGGGAGCCCUCUGUAAGCCAGGGCUGCAGCAGAAACCUCCACCCCAUUGGCAGGGUUCACCCACAGAGCCCCACGGGCGGUGCUAGCCCCAGGCUGGCUCCCAGCACCCCAUGGACAGGGCCGCCCCCACACAUCCUACAAUAACUCUCAGCAUCUUCCACCCUUGAAAGCCCCCAAUUUUAUCCCAAAACAUCUCCCAGCGUUUCUAGCAUUAGACCAGAUGGGGAAACUGAGGCAUAGAAUGUGAGCCAGUCACACUCGCUGGCGGAACUGGGAAUAUAACCCCGGGUCCUGGGCAGGCAGCCCCAUGGCUCCCCUGCUGCUAUGGGGCAUGAGAGGCAGAGCCUGGUAACCUGCCCUGCCCCCGCCCUUCACUGUAAGUAAGCCCCCUCCCAGAGCUGGGAGUAGAACCCAGGAGUU
Molecule: messenger RNA, 839 nt
Organism: Pelodiscus sinensis (Chinese soft-shelled turtle)
Lineage: Eukaryota; Metazoa; Chordata; Testudines; Trionychidae
Source: RefSeq, a predicted model, not a curated record